Pungitius pungitius (ninespine stickleback) is the source of this 1400-nucleotide messenger RNA. RefSeq names its product mitochondrial trans-2-enoyl-CoA reductase (gene mecr). NCBI's taxonomy places the organism in Eukaryota, Metazoa, Chordata, Actinopteri, Perciformes, Gasterosteidae. The record is from RefSeq and is a predicted model, not a curated record. Bases 199 to 1350 code for a protein of 383 amino acids. The transcript is spliced from 10 exons. Gene Ontology annotation, cellular component: mitochondrion. Gene Ontology annotation, molecular function: trans-2-enoyl-CoA reductase (NADPH) activity. Gene Ontology annotation, biological process: fatty acid metabolic process.
UUUUGUUCUGGUUGACGCAAAGUGCCGCGUCUGUCCACGAGGGGGCGCCAGUCCCUGCUUACGUCUCCCGGUGACGCAACCUCGUAUCCAACAUGGCCGCCGCCGUAACGGCAAUACCGGCGAAAACGCACAGCUCGGAGGACGGAGGUGGAGAAGCGGCGUUGAUUUCACUCUUUAAAAGUUGACUCCCGAGCGGCGAUGUUGCUGUCGCGCUGCUUAAGAAGCCAGAAAGCUGCGGCCCUUUUUAAAUGUUCGAGCCCCCGGCGGGAUGCUAGCAGGAGAGAUGCUAGCAGGAGAGAUGCUAACGUGACUUUCUUUAGUCGUUCAGCUGGAUCUGCAGCACAGGCGAGCAAGGCUCUUCUGUUCAGGAAACACGGGGACCCUUCUAAAGUCGUCCAGUUGGAAGAUGUAGACCUGCCACCCAUCGGGGCAAAAGACGUCCUGGUUAAAAUGCUGGCCGCGCCGAUCAACCCGUCCGACAUCAACAUGAUUCAAGGUACUUAUGCCAUCUUGCCUGACCUCCCGGCUGUUGGGGGCAACGAGGGAGUGGCCCAGAUUUUGGAAGUCGGCGGCCAGGUGACGUCCCUCAGAACGGGAGACUGGGUCAUUCCUAAAGAUGCCGGUUUAGGGACGUGGAGGACGGUGGCCGUUGUAGCUGAAGACGAUGUCAUUGCACUGCCAUGUGACAUCCCCCUGUUGUCUGCUGCCACACUGGGGGUGAAUCCCUGCACUGCCUUCAGGAUGCUCUGCGACUUUGAAGAGCUCAAAGCAGGUGACUCCGUGAUCCAGAAUGCAGCAAACAGUGGAGUCGGGCAGGCUGUAAUUCAGAUUGCUGCAGCGAGGGGAAUAAGCACCAUCAACGUCAUCCGAGACAGGGCAGAGUUCACAGAGCUCAGUGAUAGGCUGAAGGCCAUGGGAGGAACGCAUGUGAUCAAAGAGGAGGCGCUGAGACGACCGGAUAUGAAGGAACUGUUCAAGAACUGUCCAAAGCCUAAACUGGCGCUUAAUGGAGUCGGAGGCAAGAGUGCGACAGAGCUGCUGCGUCAUCUACAAUAUGGAGGAUCGAUGGUGACGUACGGGGGGAUGGCCAAACAGCCCGUUACCGUCCCUGUGAGUGCUCUUAUUUUCAAGGAUGUGAAGGUUCGGGGGUUUUGGGUCACACAGUGGAAGAGGGACCACUCAAGCGAUGGAAAGGCAUUCGCAGCCAUGCUGGAUGAACUGUGCCGGCUCGUUCAGGAGGGGAAGCUGACGCCUCCCACCUGCACCCAGGUGGACCUCCAAGACUACAGCAGAGCUCUGGACGCGGCUACGCAGCCCUUCACCUCCACUAAGCAGGUCCUGAUCAUGUGAAGGUCCACUUGUUAACAAACACUCAAUAAAAUAUUCAGGCUCAAAGUCCA